Molecule: messenger RNA, 4381 nt
Organism: Limulus polyphemus (Atlantic horseshoe crab)
Lineage: Eukaryota; Metazoa; Arthropoda; Merostomata; Xiphosura; Limulidae
Exons: 4
Coding region: 53-2416 (787 amino acids)
Biological process (GO): signal transduction
Molecular function (GO): 3',5'-cyclic-nucleotide phosphodiesterase activity
Source: RefSeq, a predicted model, not a curated record
GUUUUGAAUCGCAGGUGACAUUGAACGUGAACUCAGUCUCCCUGUGACUCCAAUGUUUGACCGGACUAGAACCUCAGUAGCUAGAAUACAGGCUGUUUCAGAUUUCUUCCGCUAUGUGGUGUCUCCUCUGUUUGAAAUCUGGGACCAGUUUAUGGACACCUCUCUCUCAAAGAACUUGAUGGAGAAUCUGAGACACAAUCAAGCCGUGUGGAAUGAGGAGCUUGAGAAGGAGUUGGCUGAUAAAGAAGAAACGAGUACAACAAUUGGUUUAGCUGCAGUGGCCAUGGAAGAGUGUGCUCCACUAGCAUCUGAUGAAGAAGAUCCAAUAGACGAACACGGAAGUUUAUUUAGAGAAUGUUUUUUCUUGGGAGAGGCUUUAGGGACUUUCCAGAGACGUCGCUACAGCAUGCCUGUAAAAACAUUCUCCGUUCUUCCACGUGAUAACAGCCGCCAAAACAGCGUUUCCCAGGUUUUCCAGUAUCGGAGGAUGAGUAGUAUAGGAUUGUCAUCUUCUACGUCAUUCCGAGUUCCUAGCCCUAAAGUGUACAUACCUUGUGAAGAAGUCACGGCAUCCAGGCUCCUUCAACCCAGAACAAGCAUUGUUUCGCUCUCAGCUGAUUCUGUUUCACUAUUGUUAGAAAGGCUUCAGACUUUCGCAGAAGUAGAAAAAGGACAACCGCCUCCUUCUCGUACGAGAAAGGCUGAGGAAGUUGGUAAACCAGAAACUACAAACAGAACUCUUUGGGAGGUUUUGCCCACUCCGAUGUACGCUCACGGGGCAAGAACCUCACCAACCGAAACUAAAGGUAGUUCGUCAAAAACCGAUGACUCCGUUAAGAUGCACGUUGACGUAGGAGGAACAUCAGAUGAUCCAGUUGUUGAAUGCAACAACGGUUGCUGUGCACAAUCCUCGUCUCCUAAAUGCUUUCAAGUCGAUACAAAAAAUGCUCAAAAAACUGAAUCUCCUAGACAAUCAAUUUCUAGUUCAAUUCCGGGAGAACAGGGUACUUCCCAAAGAACUUCUGCACCUCAACAAUCAGAAAGUAGUGUUAGUCUACGUGUACAGCUUAUUGGACAGUAUACAGAGCGUGAGGACGAUUCAUUCGGUGCUUCUUCAAUAGUAGAACAAAAGGACGAGAGAUGUUAUGUUAAGUUUUUGUUGGGGGGAGAUAAAGAAUCCAGCAAACAAAGAUCGUGGUCUUCCCACGUCACUCGGAGUUUGUCAGAAGAACACCCACAACCCCCGAGUAAGGAUUUUGAUUCUCCGGCGCCAUCUUUAAAGGGUUCCACAAGCAGUUUAACUUCAAUUAAUUCAAGACUUACUUGUCGGAGAGGUUCGGCCCCCAUGGUUAUCACAAGCAGCACCCUUUCUGGUCUUCGGGAUCUGAGUGGAGCUUCUGAUUUAACUGAACAUCCACGUGUUUCAGCUUUUGGACGCCGAUGGUCCAUUCCAGCUGAACCUGUGAAUGGUUUGCUUGGCCAUUCUGAGUCUCAAAACUUGAAAAACAAACAAGACAGGAGUUCUCAUUAUAGGACUUCACGGAAAGAACUGGUUCGACGUCAUAGUUUUGGGCUGCUCGAGACCUUACUCGUUGUACCAGCAUCGGAAUCGGAUAACGAAGGCCUUAGCACUGGACCAACGAACACGGGAACCACCUGCAUGGCCAGAGGAAAUAGUUCUGGUCGACCAGGAACAGUUCAUCGUAAUUUCAGCAACAGGGGUACCUUUGAUAUAGAUAGUUAUGAACCAGAAGGCAGCUACAACUCGGAAAGUCAAGCAAUAUUCCUUCCAUGCAUUUCACCUUCUACUAAACAGCUAGCAAGAAGACGAGGCUCCCUACCGGCAGACGUGCCCCUCUCCCUCAUGUGCCGAGUGCAGCCCGUCGGAACUCCCUCCCACCCAUCACCUGUUUAUGGAGUAGAAUCUCUUCAAAAACCAGACGGUGAUCUUCCAGCUGCAAACCCAAUUUCUCGAAGAAAUUCCAUGGGAGAAAUUUUGCAAGUGCUUUUGGGUCCGGCGGGUAGUCGCUUCGCCCUCCAAGGUCUAAGUGGAGAAUCCAGCACCGCAGCACAAGACACGGUGGUUAUCGCAGGUCGUGCAGGAAAACAAGGCCUUCCUCGUCGAGGUUCAGGGGGUUUAGAGCUGUUCUCCGGAUUUUGGCGCACCAAAUCUCUAGAGAAGUCCCCCGAACCUCACGCUACCAAGCAGCGGAUGAAACUUCCCCGACAGUCCUGCUCCCUAGACUCUGCAGGUUACCCCGAGUGGCUUCUCCAACCGGGAAGCCACGCUUGGUGCAGGAACAGCAAUCUCACAGUUACCACCACCGGGUUCGUUCGACCCUCAGUGGUACGAAGACGAGGAUCUGUACCUGUAAACGUCCCCCUCCUCUCAGUGAAUUCAGGUGACUCUCCAUGAGGGGACGAGAAGGGUGUUUCUGUAUACUACGCUGCGUUGUUGUGCUCAAAGUGUACUUUUACAGACUCAAACCCCAUAAUUUUGCAAGGUGUAGACAAAAACAAAGAAACUAUGCAACAAGCCCGCAGUGUUGAAGGAUCUCUCUGACGUGUUUCUUAGAAUCUCACAAGGACAGAUUUUACGAUGCUCACAGUAAACAGAAUGUUGUUGAUCGUCAUAUCAUGGGUAUACUUGUCUGGAUGCGUGCGUGCGUGCGUGUGUGUGAGAGAGAGAGAGAGAAAAGAAUGAAAGUCAAAGCAUUUGAUGAUUUUAUUAAUUACUUAUGAUGUGUUCGGAGGUGCUACAAAUUAGAAACAGUAAAGUAUUAUUUGAACCGAUGUUAGUUGUUGUUGAAAAUCUUUGAUUUAUUGUUCAAGUCCGUGGUAACGUGUUCAGUAUUAACGUAUCCAACUGUAAGAUUCGGAUAGGUGGCCACUUUAUCUUACGUUUCGUUUGGUGUGGUUUUUGGAUCGGAAAGGAACACACGGGAGAAUGAGAUACAGCUCAAAUUUUAUUUUAUAUUGUCGCUAUCGGCGUAAUAUGUAAUUUGGUAUUACACUGUCUGUACCAUAGGUAAAGUAUACCGUUGUAUAUCUAGCGAAUGAAACGUUUACUAUCGUAUUUGUGCCGUUUUGAAUUGGUUCUGUCGUAUGUUUACUGUACUAUCGUAUUUGUACGGCAUGGGAAGAGUAUGCUGUACUUUGUAUAUACUAGAGAAAGGAUGUUUUUGUAUUUCUAUCCCGACGUAUUUCAAAUCUUUUUCGUAUAAAAUAUAAACAAGUUGGUAAAUACUUUACACAUAGAAUUUAACAGUAUACCUUAUUUUAGGUUUCGUAUCAGAGAAAGACGUUAAACCUGUCGUAUAAUAUUUGUAUUUCUAAGUAUCAAUUCUGUACAUAAAGCUUAAUAAGAUCUAAUGAUCCAAUGAUCGUCGUGUUUACUUCUAUCCAUAAACUGAUGAUCCAAUGAUCGUCGUGUUUACUUAUAUCCAUAAACUGAUGAUCCAAUGAUCGCCGUGUUUACUUCUGGCCAUAAACUGAUGAUCCAAUGAUCGUCGUGUUUACUUCUAUCCAUAAACUGAUGAUCCAAUGAUCGUCGUGUUUACUUCUAUCCAUAAACUGAUGAUCCAAUGAUCGUCGUGUUUACUUCUGGCCAUAAACUAGUGCUCCAUAAGCCGUUGUAAACUAAUUAUUCAGUGUUCUUUGUGUUUCUUCCUUUCACAUAGUAAUGAUCUUUUGGUUUUAUGUGGCCUUUCUAUUAACAGUUUGAUAAACUGCAGGUCUUUGAAUGUGAUUCUGUCCCUACAUCCGUAUUGUUGUAUGUUUUUCUGUCUAUACAACCGUAUUGUACAGAAGCUAAGACAGAACUAUUCCUUGAAGGUUCUUAUUACCUAAAAUGUGUACAAACACCAAAAACAGGUUACAUUAUAACAUAUUAGCUACAACUCUCACCACCUGGUGACCACAUUUGGUACUACACAGCUUUACUUAGCCAAAACUCCCAGCGUCUGGUGAUCACAUUUUGUACUGAAUAGAAAUACUUAGCCACAACACUUACCACCUAGUGACCACAUUUUGUACUACACAGCCUUACAUAGCCACAACUUCCAGCAUCUGGUAACUACAUUUUGUACUACACAGUUUUACUUAGCCACAACUCCCAGCGUCUGGUGACCACAUUUGGUACUACACAGCUUUACUUAGCUACAACUCUCACCACCUGGUGACCACAUUUGGUACUACACAGCUUUACUUAGCCACAACUCCCAGCGUCUGGUGAUCACAUUUUGUACUACACAGUUUUACUUAGCCACGACUCCCAGCAUCUGGUAACUACAUUUUGUACUACACAGUUUUACUUAGCCACGACUCCCAGCGUCUGGUGACCACAUUUUGUACUACACAGUUUUACUUAGCCACGACUCCC